UUUAAAGAACAAUACUGUGGAUGCUGAAUCAGCAUUCACACUAAUAAUAAAGAGUCAAAGAACAAUACUGUGGAUGCUUAAUUAGCAUUCAGACUAAAAAAUAACAGAAUAAAACUUGACUCACCUAAAAAAAAGAAUCCUCAUUCAUAUAUGUCAUGUGACAGCCUAAUUCCUAUGACAUCAUACUACGAUGGUUCUUUCAGAUUAAAGGCACAUAUAUGCCUUUGAUCCAAAAGGCAUAAAUAGGGGUGCAAUCCUAAACUUUUAGUCCGUUUGUUCGCAGCACUCGUGUUCGCAGCAUUCAAAGUACGCCUUAGAAACAUUUUGAAACAGUUGGCUCUUUUACACAGUCAUUUUAUCAAGACUACAACAUGUCUGAAAGAAAACACAGCAAAAAACCACAAGCUUACGCUGGCUGUCCUCUCGAGGGUGCACAGCCAAAUUCCCCAGAUGACAUUUUAUCCGUCCGAAGGGCAUCUGCUGAAAGUAGGCAGGUAAACCAAACUCUAGAGGACAGGAUUAAACAAAUCCAAGCAGAGAAGAUUCAACUUGAAGAGCAGUGCAGACAAAUGGAGACCCAAAAUAAACAGCUGGAAGAAAGGCACAAUGGAUUUGUCAAGAACCAACAAGUCUUGCAAGUAAAGCUUAAUGAAGCACUGCACAGAAAUGCAGAAAUGGUUCAUGAGAAGAAAGAACUGGACACUAAAUACAGAGAACUGGAGGCCCGAAAUAAAGACAUGGAAGAAAGGCACAAGGAAAGUCUCAUGAACCAACAGAAGCAGACAGAAAAGAAGCAGAACAGCUACCAGCUUCAACAAGCACAAGCUGUUAAUCAGGAGAUCUGUGAGAAUCUCGAACACGCUGACAACAAGAAUCAGCAGCUGCAAGUACAGCUUGAUGAAGCCCUGGAGAAAAACCAAGAGCUUCUUCAGGAAAAAGAGCAACUGGAAAAAAUGCAGAAAAAGACACAACUUAUUCUCCAAGACUUAAAAAGGAAAAAUCUAGAACUACACGCAUGUCAUAAUGAAAUGAGGGAGAAAACCAUUGAACUAGAAGGAGAAAGGGGAAAACUGAAAAAACAAUGCUCAGGCAUGCAGUAUAGGAUCAAUGACAUGCUGAGAAAGAACGCAGAGCUCAAGGAACUUAAUAACAAGUUGAAGUGCAAAAACAAUAACAUGCAGGUUCAAGAGCAAGAACUGGAGAAAGCGCAUAAUGACCUGAAGUGUACGCUUCAAGAAAUCCAGAGCAGAAAUGAGGAGUUAGAAGACAUGUACAACAAAGUACAGCAGAGGAAUACAGACAUGCACGAGGAAAAGCUAAUACAGGAGGCAAAAUCUAAAGAUCUGAAAGAAAAGCUUGAAGAAAAACAAGCACAAUUACAAGAACUGGAGAAAAAAUGCAAGAAACUUGAGGAGGAAAUUACAGUAACAACCGAAGAACUGAAAACCCUCAUCCUACAGAAAAAAGAGCUCCAGGAACAGUGCCUGAAAAAGAAGAAGAAACGCUUCUGGUUUUUCAGGAGGAGGGACCCUCCUGCUUCCUCACCUGAUUAUAAGGUGGUGUAGCCUGGUCUUCCUCCACCGCUUUUCUAUCUCCUCACCCCUCUACCUCCCCUCUUGCCCUUUCUCUCCUUCCACCUCUCCAUCAUUCUCCAUUUUUUCCUUUCUCCCCUCCCUCACCCCCCAACUAGUCAAAGCAGAUGACCCUCCCUGAGCCUGGUUCUGCAAUAGGUUUCUUCCUUUAAAGGGAGUUUUUCCUAUCCACCGUCGCCGAGUGCUUGCUC
This is a messenger RNA of Oreochromis niloticus (Nile tilapia), 1783 nucleotides long. Its product is annotated as unconventional myosin-XVIIIa. The transcript has 2 exons. Lineage: Eukaryota; Metazoa; Chordata; Actinopteri; Cichliformes; Cichlidae. The coding region runs from base 372 to 1565 and encodes 397 amino acids. The record is from RefSeq and is a predicted model, not a curated record.